GGGAUAAACAAUAGAAAUAAAAUGACCUCUCCAUCUAAAGUAACAAAAAGACGCAAAGAAAAAUCUAAUAAUGGUGUCGCCGAGAAACCUGAAAAACAAACUGUACCUGACGACAACAAAAAUGGCAAAGGCAAAGAAACAAAAAAAUUUAAAUAUGGCCCCUUACCUUCCUUUCCAAGUCAACGAGUCUGGAGCAGAGGUAUCAUAAUCAUAGGAGUAGUUAUUUACAUAUUUUACUUCUCUAAAAGUACCAAAGAGUCAGUCCUAGCCAAACAAUCUGAAACUUAUAUUAGAAGAUCGCAAGUUGUUGAGUGUAGCACUGAGUUUCUAGAAGACAUAAAACAGUACAAAGGAUGCAUUCCCGAAAAAUGUGGUAGAUAUGUUAGUGAUAAAAUAGUGACUGUCCAAGAAGCAGAUAUAUUGAAGAAACUAGCCAUACGAGUAAUGGCAGACGGUGGUUCAUCAGGUGGAGCUUCUAUUAUGGACCUGCACACAGGAGCUUUGUCAUAUAAAGAUACAUUUAUAAAUGUCUAUGCCCAAAGUGGUGAAAAUAAAGUACUUACAGCAGAAGAAAAAAAGAUAUAUCAACUAGUACGAAAAAAAAUUCAAACCUCAAUUGCAGAGUCUUUUGGAAUUGAAUUUAAUAGUUUGCAUUUAACAUAUCCAACCUUUUUUUCUAGACUUACAGGUGUUGAACCUAAAACAAGACAUGAUGAAUAUUGGCAUGAACAUAUUGAUAAACGUACUUAUGAAUCAUUCCACUACACAUCAUUGCUAUACUUAAACGAUUAUGAGAAGGAUUACAAAGGAGGCAGAUUCAUAUUUUUAGACAACAUAGAAAAGCCGACUAAGAAUGUGACAGUCGAACCCAAAAAAGGUAGAGUACUUAUGUUUACUUCAGGACACGAAAAUCCACACUAUGUCGAGAGGGUGACUGAAGGUCAAAGAUUUGCUAUCACUGUUUCUUUUACUUGUGAUUCUACAAAGGCCAUAGCUGAUCCGAAAAUGUAACAAUGGAUCAUUUAGAUAUUUUUUUAAUAAUUUAUCAGGGUAGCCACUACUUGUAACUUUUGUUGUCAAAAUUGAUGACAAUGUAAUGUCACACACAUACUUUGAUU
This is a messenger RNA of Psylliodes chrysocephalus, 1118 nucleotides long. NCBI's taxonomy places the organism in Eukaryota, Metazoa, Arthropoda, Insecta, Coleoptera, Chrysomelidae. The record is from the annotation of a GenBank genome assembly.